AUGAAGAAGCUGAACAUGGAUUCUUGGAGAGAAAUGUUUUAUGAGAAGAUAGCGGAGGUGAAGCCACAAGACUAUUGGGACCUAAAGAUGCACCAGAACCUUGAUUACAAUGACUUGGGACCUGGUUGGAAACAAUCACUGCAAGAACAUGCAUUUGCCAGCUUCCAGUGCUCAUCUUGCCAGCAUUUCUGGUCAUCAGUUCAAGUGGUUAUUCUGUUCCACAUGUACCUGGACCAGCGCAGGAGACAAGGCUGGGUGAAGAUGAGAGUCUUCAGACAAGAAUGUUAUGAGUGCUCCGAGGGUAAGUUAGAAGAGCCAAAUUUCAAGGAGGAAAGCGUCCAGAAGGUCUUGGAGAACUUGGUCAUCAGCAUUAGAGAGAAAUGCUAUGGAGAGUAUGUGGCCCAGUUAUCUGAGGUUACAGUGAUAGGACAGCACUAUGGACCACAUCGGAGUGACCAUUGUGAGGCUUGUCGGUUGGGAAUACAUCAGAGGCCCAAACACACGAGGUAUUAUGGAAGACCCAAAGACACAGUGUACUAUGGGACAUCCAAAGACACAAUGCCGCCAGUUCAGCUACCAUCACACAAUUUACCCCAGGACACGAUUUGCGGUAGUUUUGUGUUUUGCUGUGUUUUGUGGACUAUUUGCAUUUUGAUUUUUAUUUAUAUGAACAGUUGGAUCUAA
This is a messenger RNA of Terrapene triunguis (Three-toed box turtle), 684 nucleotides long. Its product is annotated as receptor-transporting protein 1-like. The transcript has 2 exons. Lineage: Eukaryota; Metazoa; Chordata; Testudines; Emydidae. The record is from RefSeq and is a predicted model, not a curated record. Gene Ontology annotation, molecular function: olfactory receptor binding. Gene Ontology annotation, biological process: detection of chemical stimulus involved in sensory perception of bitter taste; protein targeting to membrane; protein insertion into membrane. The coding region runs from base 1 to 684 and encodes 227 amino acids.